This is a messenger RNA of Clonostachys rhizophaga, 1848 nucleotides long. The record is from the annotation of a GenBank genome assembly. Lineage: Eukaryota; Fungi; Ascomycota; Sordariomycetes; Hypocreales; Bionectriaceae.
AUGGCGACCACUGACCGGAUGGAGGAUGCCCCUCGUAUUCGCCGGCUGCUUCAAAACGCGAGACCCGCGUUACAUCACUUGGAAGCACAGCUGAAGCGAACGAUCUCUACUCACUCGCGGAUCCCUAUUGCCGCUUCUUCUAGGGGCAAGCCUAUCGGCAAAACAUCAGCUUUUGGCGAGAUUGUGCCUCGAAUGCUUGGGAGGAAAAAAUUCUGUCGGCCUUCUCUAGAUAUGCUAGGCCUUGAGUUUAUUCUUAUCAUCCUCAAUAUGGUAUACGAAGACCACCCGCGGUCAAUGAGAAAUCUCGCACUAGUCAACUCACACUACCAUUACGCAGCGCGGUAUUGCCAGUAUAGAAAUGUCACGUUCUUUUACGCUCCGGCAAUAGAGGAAGAUGAAAAAUAUCUAGACGCCUUAGUUCAGUCGAUUCAGAAAGCUACAGGACUGCGGGAUCUAGAAUGGCAGAACACAACGCUGUACACACCAUCAACCCAGAAUCAGUCACUUGCCCUCCCACCUGUCGUGUCAGUAGGCAUUCCCGAGAAAGUCGUGCUGGCCCUACAGCCUGGUGAAAGCGUCCGACUUCAUGCCAGCAUUAGUUCGCUUGAUCGUGUCGUUGACCCUAUACCGGAUCCUCGGAUGCCCGUGUAUACCGCACCGCUCCUAAAAAGAAGCGGCAGUUUGCAUUCGCUCAACAUGGUCUUCACCUAUAGUGAUGAGGAAAGCUGUAUCCAGUUUACUCAAAUUGCCAAACAGAUUCUCUUGUCCAGCCCAAAUGUUCGAAAGCUUAGCAUCGACUUUGGACCUCAGGGUGAUGGACCUGUCUCAUUUCCCCUACCGGCAAGCUACACCGGGCUCGGAUUUGUUGAUGGUGAACGACCUCCAGCGCUAGAGAGUCUUAAACUUAUCAGGUAUGAAUUCGGUUACAAAAAAGAGGUUGAACCGGGGUACAUCAGUGGCAGCCAUGUUGGCUAUCCCGGGAACGGAAAUGAGUCGGACUACUGGGCUGAGGUUUUCGACUGGUCCAGGCUCAAGCAUCUAAAAAUUAGAAAUGUGGACUUUGCACUCAAACUAGCAUCGAAACUCAUUUCGAUCGAGCAUGUGGCGUUCGACAGACCCCAGGGCAUUGAGAGAGUCUAUCACAAUUCCCAGUUCAGUGCCCUAGGUCUGGGUGGAAUCAUCAGGCAUGGUUCUCAGCUUAGAGUACUUGAAAUUCACCAAAAGGAGACAAGGACUUGGGCCGACGAGACUAUUGAUGCCUCCUCUUUAUUAGCAAUCCAACGGGAGUGUCCUCUCAUAGAGGAACUGGCUCUCGAUAUCAGUCGAAAUGGCGAUUGGCCUUUUAAUGUUCUUGAUGUCCUAGCAGGCUUCCCAAAACUACGGAUUUUGACAAUAUGGUUUGAGAUGGGCCGGGUAGGCCGUGCACCAGAUGAUAUCGUUCGGCCACUAGUGACCUAUCAUGCCGUUGAUGAGCUCUAUCGUCACAUCUGCUUGAUACGCCCACGAACAUUACCGCCCCUGGGCACGCUCAAGGUAUACUGUGGAGGCGGCAAAGGAAUUUCCGGUUGCUCUUUACCAGAACUUGCUUGGGUAGAGAUAAAUAGAUCUGGCUUCGUCUGUCAACUCCUUGAGCGAGGUGAUGAAGCGUCAGAACUUGUGUUCGAUAUAACUUGCCCGGCACUGAGCGACAAGGACAAUUUAGUGCUAUCACAGACGAGGAAACCACAAAAGUUUGGACGGUUCAAUCGAAAGUCCCGUCCCCAAGUACGGUUAAUGACCGAUGUCGAAUUGGCCAUGCUUGGGCCACCUCCCUUUGUGACAUCAUCUACGGCUCAUGAGUCUGUCUGA